AUGGAGAAUAAAAACCGAUAUGAUGAUCUAAGUUCAUUAUUUUUGCCAGAUAUUUUAACUAGUAUUCCUAAUUCAACUCCUCAAAAAUCUGAAAUUAAUGAAAGUGGGAAUUUCGAUAGAAGUCAACUGGGUAAUCCUUCAAUAACGGAUUUCAAUACUUUUAUAAACAAUAAUGGGUUUAUCACUUCGAAAAAUGAUUUCAAUGAUAAUUUAGUUCAACUCAAAUCUACUGAAGAACAUCAUCAUUAUAAUUCUUAUAUGAAUGAACCACCUCAUCAUAACCAUAAUCAAACAUUAUAUUCCAAUUCAUCAUCGAAUCUUUUUGGAAAUUCCAACCUUCCUCCACAACAUUUGAAUAAACCUAUUGAAUCUCCGUGGUUCAAUAAUCCGAAUCCGGAUUUAGAAAUGAAAUUCGACAGAACUCCUAACAUGAAUAAUCCCCAACUAAUGAACGAAACUCUUGAGAAUCCAAAUUAUUCAAACUUACAUCAACUACAACAAAUCCAACAACUAAUUAACCAAUUACCUCCCAAUUCCUUGAAUACUUUAUCAUCAUUGAAUCCAAAUUUGAACUUAAAUAUCAAUUCUUUCAAUCCAGGUAAUAAUUUAAAUCACCAAAUUCAACUGCCAAUCAUGUUACCUUCAAGUCAACUUUUACCUCAAGAAUCUCCAAUGACUAGUCCUCCUAAUGACAAAAAGACCAAGAAAGUAAGAAAGGCUAGAAAUAAAUUAAAGUCUGAUAAUGGGAUAAUAGUUGAUUAUAAUCCUGAAAAGUUGACCAGACUUUUGGACUUCAAGUUAAGGAAGUUGAACGAUAAUUUUAAAAUCUUCGACAAACACGGUAAUGCUAUCAGUUUAGAGUUUACUGGGUUCUUGAAUGGAAGAUUUCUUACUAAUGAUGUUGAUAAUAGUAAUUAUAUUUAUAGUUUAUUAGACUCCAAAAAUGAUUCAAAGAUAAAUAAUAGUAAGAUAAUAAAGACCGAUGCCAAAGUAUUAUCCUGUUAUAGGAGGAAUUAUAUUCAAAUCUUAAUGGAUUUCAAAUUAUCUGGGUUCAAGAAUUAUGAACCUAAUGAAGCUAAGAUCUUGAAGUUAGAAACUAAUGAAUAUAAUUAUACCACCACUAAAAUCAUUAAAUGGUUUAAGAUUGAGAUCACUGCAUUUUCAAAUAUUUCCAAAUCCCAGAACAUUGCCUUAAUAAUCGAUGAGGAUACCAAGGACAAAGACAAAGAUACUCAUGAAAAGAAUCAUAUAAGUCCACAAAAUAUAACAUCCACUGAACAUGUGAUAACUUUGAAUAGACUUGAAAUGAUUAAUGAAGAGAUCGAUAAUUUCUUAAGUCUUCGAAAGUUACAGUUCAAAAAUGCUACCCCAAAUAAUGGGAACUUUACAUUCCAAAAUUAUUAUCAUUUAAAGAUAAAGUUGAGUGCUGUAACGGCAGAUAUGUAUUUUGAUGAUGAUUAUGGAGAUUUUGAAGCUACCAAUGAUGGGAAUUUAAGAAAUGAGAUCAAUUUACUUGAAUUGGUUAGUGAACCAAUUAUCGUAAGAGGAAGAAAUCCUUCAUUCUAUGCUGAAAGAAAAGAUUUGUUGGUUAAAUGUAGAUCUCCUACAAGUAAAGAAAGUUAUGAAUUAUCAAUGUCGCCACUUGAAAGUGAAGAAAUCAAAUUUGAAGAGAAACCUAAAGAUCCUAUAGAAUCUGAUGAUUAUAAACCAAUUCAACCUCCAUUACAAUCAUCCGAAAGUGCUGAGAGUGUUACUCCAGCCAAAUCACCAACACCUUUAAAUUUACCAGCAAAUCCAUCACCAUUAAUUGCUAAUUUAGGUAGUAAGAAUCUCAACAUUGAUGAAGAUUCAAAUUAUAAAUAUUUCCCCAUAUCCAAUGUGUAUUAUUUACCACCAAUUAAUGUUGUAUAUUUCCCGCAUGGAGCACAUCAACAUAGUUCUAAACCCAAACAAGCAACUAUUGAAGACGUUAACGUUUCAAGAAGAAAGUCCUCUAAUGUAUAUUUUAAAUAA
Yamadazyma jaroonii is the source of this 2013-nucleotide messenger RNA. Lineage: Eukaryota; Fungi; Ascomycota; Pichiomycetes; Serinales; Debaryomycetaceae. The record is from the annotation of a GenBank genome assembly.